AUGAUGGCUCAAUUCACCAAGAGGCAAUGGCUCACACUGAUCGUCAUCAGCAUCGCCGAUUUCGCGAACGCGAUCUGUGUAUCGCUACAGGCGCCGUUCUAUCCGCAGGAGGCUGAGAAAAAAGGAGCAUCCCCGUCAGAAUAUGGAUUGGUCUUUGGAAUUUUCGAGUUCAUCGUCUUUAUCAUCAGCCCCGUUUAUGGACAAUACUUACAUCGAAUCGGACCAAAAUUAUUGUUCAACGGCGGCAUCCUGACGACAGGAACCUGCGCCAUCUUCUUCGGUCUACUGGACAAGGUGAACGGCCAUUAUCCCUUUAUAGUCCUUUCGUUCGUGAUUAGAAUCGUCGAGGCUAUAGGAAAUGCGGCGUUUCUCACCGCCAGCUUUGCCAUUAUCGCCAAGGAAUUCCCGGAUAGCGUCGCUACCACCUUUGCCAGCUUGGAGACAUUUUUUGGCCUGGGUCUCAUUGUCGGGCCAACUGUUGGCGGUGCCCUUUAUCAGGUCGGUGGAUAUACGACGCCAUUUGUUGUCUUAGGAUCAGCCCUCUUUACGACUGCAGUUAUGACCAUUUUUAUUCUACCGGUUCACCCUAACAGCAGCGAAGCAACUCAAAGUACAGUAGGCGUGACGAAGGCGUUGAGAAUUCCAGGCGUACUGAUCGCCACAUCAUCCAUAAUCGCGACGAGCAUGAGCAUAGGAUUUUUGCAAGCUACCCUUGAGCCACAUUUAAGGCAAUUUAACCUGAGCCCUAUCGUUCUGGGCUUAAUGUUUGUCAUUAACGGUGGCACUUAUGCCAUUACCGCUCCUGCGUGGGGCUGGCUCUGCGAUAAGCAUUCACAUCCAAAAGUGGCCACCGUAGCUGGAUGCAUUCUCGUGGUCGUAGGAUUUUGUUUAGUAGGUCCAGCACCUUUCAUACCGUGUUCGACUACGCUUUGGAUGACAAUUUGUGGUCUGGUAGUUCACGGUUUAGGCAUGGCUGCACAGCUGGUUGCCAGUUUCACGGAUGCAUUGAGGACAUCGAUACAAUACGGAUUUUCAAAUAAUCUGGAGACCUACGGCCUAAUCAGUGGACUAUGGACCAGCACGUUUGCUCUUGGAGCAUUUAUUGGUCCGAGCGUAGCAGGAAUUUUAUUGGACAAUAUUGGAUUUCGAAAUGCUACUAUGUUCAUCGUGUUUCUUCACAUGCUUGUGGGCGUGAUGGCGGCAGUGUUCUUAAGCGUCUGCACACAAAGCCAUAAACAAUACACAGAGAUCAGCGCGACGGAACACUUAAGGAUACCGUUGACGGACAGCGAACGCUCGCGGAGCGGAAGUCAUCGUCAUGUUCGCGGUCAGGGAGUGCCGAUCGAUAGGCCCAGCGGCAUGAACUCCCUGAUCGUGUGCAACAGUUAUUCGAACAGAGCCGGUGCUUGGUCCCGAGCAUCGUACAGCGGCCGUUAUUCCCAUAGUUAUGGUUCGAUCGAGACGAAAAGGUAUCUAGAGUUGACCACGUGAUGGCUGCAGCCAUUCAAUGUGACACACGGAUAGGAAAAUCUCGGAUAGGGUCGUGCCCGGCAGUAUUGUCAAGCUUCGUGAGCCUAACUCAACGUUUGGGAAAACCUCUUCGGUCGUAUUUACGAGGGUAGAAAGAUUUAUGGCGGGGUGCGUUUUGAUUCUUUCUUUGCGUACCAGAUAGUAACUAACGAGUAAAAAUGGUAAAAAAGAAACGCAAGGUUAUCGAUCGACCGAGGAAGAAAAUUAUUGAAAAAUGUUCGAAUUGAAAUAAUUUUAAUAAUUGAAAUAAUUUUAAUAAUUGAAAUAAUUUUAUACAUUACCGGUCGAAACUUUGAAACUGAUAUGAGUUUUGCUAUUUUAGAAUACUUUUUGAUAAAAAUUGUACGCGGUAGAAAUGGGUUCACGGUGUGAAAUAUAAUUCUUAUUUAUUUAACUUGUGUUUAUAUGAUAAAUACAUCGAAUAGGAUUAAUUUGCUUGGUAAAAACUUUUUACUAUUCUUAUGCGAGUGAAACUGUCUUACGAAUCCAUCUAACUCGAUUAUUACAUAAUCUAAAAGAAUUUAUCGUCACAACGAAAGAGUCAAAAACAUUUUUAUCGAAGGAUCGAAUUUAGGAUAUGUCGUUUCUUUAUGGGAAAGUAAAGAAAAAGAAAAAAUAAACGCGCUUCUGCCUUUCGUCACUCGUCUCCAAUUGAAGAAAUGGCAGAUUUGAAGGGAUACUAGGGUUACUAAAGGCACAGAUUUAGCCUCAGAUGUCUCAAACAGUAUUCUCAGGAUGCAGAUGCAGAACACAUUUCUACGCUUUAAGUGUCAAGUGUAAUCGAUCGAGAACAGCUAUUUUUAACGAAUGAAACAUUUUGAAAAGAAGUGAAAUCACUUAUAUUUCACUGAUAAAUAAAUCAAUAGAUUAGAAAAUAAUUAUUUUCCUAACAAAGAAUUUAAUUUUUAUCAUCGUUAAUGGACUUUUACUUGCAGUUAAUAAGAGGCACGACCCUAAAACGGAAAUCUCAUGUACAAACAAAAUCUUUUUGAUAAAGAACAGCUUAAUAUCGACGAAAGUUUGUUGCUAUCGAAUUUUCGUCGCAUCAAAAUCAUCAAAGACAAAUUACGAAAGGAUUGUACUUACAUGCACUCGCGCAUAAUUUUAAUUGUUAUCGCUAUCAAUGUACUUCGUCGAUGAUAUCUUUUCGAUUAUGUUAGAUAUCAUGGAGUAAUUAUAUUUCAACGUAUCUUUAAUAAAAACAACAUUUUUAUUUAAUA
Molecule: messenger RNA, 2750 nt
Organism: Bombus impatiens (common eastern bumble bee)
Lineage: Eukaryota; Metazoa; Arthropoda; Insecta; Hymenoptera; Apidae
Product: MFS-type transporter SLC18B1-like
Exons: 8
Coding region: 1-1491 (496 amino acids)
Biological process (GO): transmembrane transport
Molecular function (GO): transmembrane transporter activity
Source: RefSeq, a predicted model, not a curated record